AUGACCGGUUCGGCCAACUACCCUCGUUCUGCUGUGCCGAGUGCUGGACCACAGUCUCGUCCAGCGCUUAUCCCUCUGCCAGGGGUUGCUGUCAAGACCGCCUGCACAUUACAUCAGCGUCCCAACACUACUACGAAGAUGUUUGUCAAUAUAUGUGGGCAUCCCCUGGUCGAGGGGCCUCUAUUGCCUAGUGGAGCAAGAGCUGAUGGACAUCUGGUUGACAAAAUGGGGAUUAGGAAUAUGCAGGUGCCGGUCGAUGUUGGCAGCUUCCGAAGAGUUUUCGACAGAUCUGGGAGUACUUGUGUGGCUAUUGACGUCGUCUUUGCACCCUGGCUAGUCUCCAAACUCGCGGACUGCGUGCCGACGAUUCUGCGUGGAGAGAAGGUCGACGCUACACGGCAGUCCUUGAUUCUGGACCUCGUGAUAGUGGCGCUGAGGAAUGUCCAGAACUAUGCCAAGCCAGUUAAGGAAGUUCAUAUCAAGGGAUGGAAAUUCCUGAACGCAUCUUACAAGUUUCUCGACGAACAAACGAACAAGCCCGUUGAUUUCGUACCAGCGGAUGAGCAGGCCGAAGAUGCCGAAGAGGUAAAGGAAACUCCAGAAGUUGAACACGAGGCGGAUGCCCGAGGAGCUAAGCUCAUCGAGGUUGGUAUCAAUCUGGACUAG
Messenger RNA from Perkinsus marinus ATCC 50983, 666 nucleotides. RefSeq lists its product as hypothetical. The transcript has 5 exons. Bases 1 to 666 code for a protein of 221 amino acids. Lineage: Eukaryota; Perkinsozoa; Perkinsida; Perkinsidae. The record is from RefSeq and is a predicted model, not a curated record.